AUGGCGUUUGUGAAGAGUGGAUGGUUGCUGAGACAGAGCACUAUUUUGAAGCGCUGGAAGAAGAAUUGGUUUGACCUGUGGUCAGAUGGUCACCUGAUCUAUUAUGAUGACCAAACUCGGCAGAGUGUGGAGGAUAAGGUCCACAUGCCCGUGGACUGCAUCAACAUCCGCACAGGACAUGAAUGUCGGGAUAUUCAGCCUCCAGAUGGGAAGCCAAAAGACUGUCUGCUGCAGAUUGUUUGCCGAGAUGGGAAAACCAUCAGUCUUUGUGCAGAAAGCACAGAUGAUUGUUUGGCCUGGAAAUUUACGCUUCAGGAUUCCAGGACAAACACAGCUUAUGUUGGCUCAGAAAUCGUGUAUGAUGAGACUGCUGUGGUUUCCUCCCCACCUCCUUACACAGCCUAUGCUGCACCAACCCCUGAGGUAGGGAGGCCUAUAUCUUUUCAGCAGGCAUACGGCUAUGGUCCAUACAGUGGUGCAUACCCGCCAGGAACUCAAGUUGUCUAUGCUGCAAAUGGGCAGGCUUAUGCUGUACCCUACCAGUACCCAUAUGCAGGGCUUUAUGGACAGCAGCCUGCCAACCAAGUCAUCAUUCGUGAGCGGUAUCAAGACAAUGACAGUGACCUGGCGCUGGGCAUGCUGGCUGGAGCAGCCACAGGCAUGGCCUUAGGGUCUCUGUUCUGGGUCUUUUAG
Messenger RNA from Lipotes vexillifer (Yangtze River dolphin), 693 nucleotides. It is a transcript of the gene PLEKHB2, whose product is annotated as pleckstrin homology domain containing B2. Gene Ontology annotation, biological process: regulation of cell differentiation. The coding region runs from base 1 to 693 and encodes 230 amino acids. The transcript is spliced from 7 exons. Gene Ontology annotation, cellular component: membrane. The record is from RefSeq and is a predicted model, not a curated record. Lineage: Eukaryota; Metazoa; Chordata; Mammalia; Artiodactyla; Lipotidae.